UUUUCUCUUCCUUUGUGAUUGUCCUGCCCAAGGAACUAACCACUGUCUUCUGGUAGUAUUUCUCCUCCUUAUUCUUAUUUGGUCCAAAAUCUGAAGAGGUCUAGAACAGUUGACACUUACCUUGCAGAUUUCCUGGGAAUGAGCUUCAUCACUUUGCAAGUGUUUGUAAGGUAUGAGAGUUACCAGAUGGCUUCCUUCUUUCAGUGAAAUUCCAGGAUCAAAAGUACUUCUAUUAGGUGGGAGACCAGCCGGGGUUUGCAAAACCUGGACCCUGACAUACUCAUUUAAUAGUUUGAAGAGUAAAGAGCAGGUUGACAAUACAUAUGGCAGAAAGGGCACCCCAUCACCACCAUCUUCUUCCCCCUCAUCAACCCUCCACUCAUGACCAUGCUUCCUUUGAGGGAGUUAGGUGGUCAAUAAGAGAAGUGCCUCCCUCCCACUACAUGCUUCACAUUGAAUCUUUCUCCAGUCUUACUCUCAUGUUGUCUGAUGGCGGCGGAACCCAGUUUUUCAAGUCCCAAGUUUUCCAUGCCUGUGGCCACAAAUGGACAUUUUCUGUGUACCCAAAUGGGGACGUGUACAGGGGCAGCAAGGGAAACAUCUCUGUGUUCUUGAGCAUUGAGGACACAGAUGCCCUCCCUCUUGGCUGGGAGGUCUAUGCCGACUUGAAGUUCAUUCUCUUUGAUCAGCGCCGCGACAAAUACUUGGUUUUUCAAGACAACAAAGUGAACCGGUUCCACGUGUGGAGAAAGGAGUGGGGCAUUCCCAACUUGGUCUCUCGGAGGGCUUUCGAGGAUGCUGGGAAUGGGUUUCUUGUGGGGGACGAGUGCGUGUUCGGCGUGGAAGUUUUUGUGCUCAAGUCCGUGUUUGGAGGAGAGCAUUUGAGCCCUUCUCUCAGGCUUGACAAAACCUUCACUUGGAGGCUAUCCGACUUUGACCUUUCAAGCUCCCAACAAGUUCGUCGUUCCCAUGCCUUUCUAGCUGGCUCCUUCCAAUGGGUGGUGGAACUCUCCGCUGAAGAGGAGUAUCUGGCUCUGCAUUUGAAACUUGUUGAUUCCAAAGAUACAUCAGCCAGGCUGCUUGUCAAUUUCAUGAUGUCCAUACGAAACCAGCUGUCCGGAAAAGAUAAGACAGCCAAAGAUUGUGGAUGGGUCACGGCAAAAUCUGCGCGGGGCUGGUCUAAGUUCAUACCUCUAAUUGAUCUGCAAGAUCCUUGCAAAGGGUUUCUGGUUGACAAUUGCAUCGUAGUCGAAGCACACAUCAAGAAUGUGUCAAUAGUCCACAGCUAGUUCCUGCAACUGGCUACUAGGAAUGUGUCAUUUGAUCUGCUGAUUUUUUGGAAUGUACAACUCCAAAACUGAUGUGUUGGUGUCUUUUGACAUUAGUGUUUUUUUCCUUAACAAGUUGUUUGUGAUGUUUUUGUUUAAGUUCUUGGCAUUGCCAAU
Messenger RNA from Cuscuta campestris, 1445 nucleotides. NCBI's taxonomy places the organism in Eukaryota, Viridiplantae, Streptophyta, Magnoliopsida, Solanales, Convolvulaceae. The record is from the annotation of a GenBank genome assembly.